UCCAUCCCCGUUAUCCCGCAGGAAUCCGGGGAUGACGAGUACCGGGGGGAACACUCGGACACGGAGGACGAGGUGGACUCGGACUUCGACAUCGACGAGGGGGACGAGCCGGGCAGUGACCAGGACGAGGCCGAGCCCCGGCGGCGCCGCCGCGUCCUCACCAAGGCCUACCGGGAGCCCCUGAAGAGCCUCCGGCCCAAGAAGCCGGAGGGGCCCCGAGGGGGAUCCCAAAAACCUCGGGAGGUGAAAUCCAUCCCCCUGGAGCUCCAGGAUGACGUGGGAGACAGCAGGAAGCACAUGCGCCAGUCGACCACGGAGCACACGCGGCAAACGUUCCUGAGGCUCCAGGAGCGCCAGGUCCAGUCCAAGAGGAAAAAAGGGGGAACGAGCUACGAGAGGCCCCUGACCCAGGAGGAGCUGCUGGAGGAGGCCAAAAUCACGGAGGAGAUCAACCUGCGCUCCCUGGAGAACUACGAGCGCCUGGAGGCCGACAAGAAGAAGCAGGUGCAGAAGAAGCGUCAGUGCGUGGGGCCCGUGAUCCGGUACCUGUCCCUGGCCAUGCCCGUCAUCCCAGAGCCCCCCCGGCACCUCCUGGACGUCGAGGGGUCAGUGGGGACCCCCCCCUGUGAUUCCUGGGGUGGAUCCAGCCCUGAGGGAAAGGGGGGAGAGGGAGGGAAAGCACCUGAGAGAGCCCGAGUUCCAACAUUCCGGCUGUCCCCGUGUCCCCAUCCCCGGUGUCCCCGUUCCCGGUGUCCCCGUGUCCCCAUUCCCGGUGUCCCCGUGUCUCCAUCCCUGGUGUCCCCGUGCCCAGGGAAGCCGUUCGUGCCCAAGAACCCGACGCGGGAGAUCCCUCGGGAGGAGCAGAUCACGCUGGAGCCGGAGCUGGAGGAGGCCUUGGCCAACGCCACCGAGGCCGAGAUGUGCGACCUCGCCGCCAUCCUGGGCAUGUACACCCUGAUGAGCAACAAGCAGUACUACGAUGCCAUCUGCAGCGGGAACAUCUCCAACACCGAGGGCAUCAACAGUGAGUGACACGGGGACACGG
Messenger RNA from Manacus vitellinus (golden-collared manakin), 1045 nucleotides. RefSeq names its product vacuolar protein sorting 72 homolog (gene VPS72). Gene Ontology annotation, cellular component: nucleus. The annotation marks the transcript as partial. The transcript is spliced from 6 exons. Gene Ontology annotation, molecular function: ATP-dependent H2AZ histone chaperone activity; tropomyosin binding. Gene Ontology annotation, biological process: regulation of DNA-templated transcription; chromatin remodeling; pointed-end actin filament capping. NCBI's taxonomy places the organism in Eukaryota, Metazoa, Chordata, Aves, Passeriformes, Pipridae. The record is from RefSeq and is a predicted model, not a curated record.